Messenger RNA from Cucurbita pepo subsp. pepo (vegetable marrow), 387 nucleotides. RefSeq lists its product as uncharacterized. Lineage: Eukaryota; Viridiplantae; Streptophyta; Magnoliopsida; Cucurbitales; Cucurbitaceae. The record is from RefSeq and is a predicted model, not a curated record.
AUGGCCAAAUUGUUUAUGGCUAUGCUCCUGGCUCUUCUAGCCACUCACGCCCUAGCUAGACCCACGCCCAAGGACGCCACCUUCACUGACCAAAAGAACUUCCUAACAUACGGAGGACUUGGUGGCUACUCCGGCAUCGGUAGCAACGGCCUCCCAUUUGGCGGCCUUGGCGGUGCCGUUGGUGGAACUGGCCCUGGUGGUAUUGGUGGAGGAAUUGGUGGACUCGGUGGAUUUGGAGGCGGUGGAGGCGCUGGAGGCGCUGGUCUCGGUGGCGGUGGCCUUGGAGGAACCAUUGGAGGUGGUAACCUCGGUGGCGGUCUCGGUGGUACAGUUGGCGGCGGUCUCGGCGGUGGUGUUGGUGGUGGUGGUGGCUCUGGGCUUCCAUGA